Molecule: messenger RNA, 1149 nt
Organism: Rhipicephalus microplus (southern cattle tick)
Lineage: Eukaryota; Metazoa; Arthropoda; Arachnida; Ixodida; Ixodidae
Product: tigger transposable element-derived protein 4-like
Source: RefSeq, a predicted model, not a curated record
AUGGAGCCGAACGCAUCAGCCAACGCCAUGUGUCACAAAGCGACGAAGCGCAAGCAGAUUUCCCUUAAAGACAAGCUUGAUAUCAUCGAGCAAGUUGAGAAGGGAAAGAAGCAGGUGGACGUCGCCGUGGCCUACGGCUUGUCGAAGCAGACGGUUAGCACUAUCAUCAACGCCAAAGAGGUAGUCUUGGCGAAGAAAGUCUCAGGUGACUUGCAACCCAAGAGGUUCCGGCUCCGCGAAGCUUCAUAUCCUGACGUUGAAGAGGCCCUGCUGAUGUGGCUUCGUGACGCCCGUUCGCGAAAUAUACCCGUUAACGGACUGCUGCUACGAAAACGCGCGGAGCAACUUGCCGUUGUUCUUAACCAAGAACAGUUCCAGUGCAGCGAAGGCUGGCUGAGCAGAUUUAAAUCUAGGCAUGCCAUCGCGUUUAAGUGCCUUUCUGGAGAGUCUGCCAGCGUCGACGACACUGUUGUAGCCGACUGGAUAGCAGAUGUUCUACCUGCACACCUUGAAGGCUACGCACCGCGGGAUGUAUUCAAUGCCGAUGAAAGCGGCAUUUUUUAUAAGUUAAAACCAGGCAAGACUUUUUGUUUUGGCGAUGACACAUGCCACGGCGGCAAGAAAUCUAAGGAGCGCAUUAGCGUUCUCUUCUGCUGCAAUAUGGACGGGAGCGAGAAAGAAAAACUCCUGCAGAAGCGGGACUCAGUGAUCGACCUGAAUUUUGCCAUGCAGGUGCUGUCAACUGAAGACCAACCAGAUCCUGGUGUGUGGUCAGCUGUCGAGGAGGCCUUUGGGAGCCAGCAGUUUUCGGAUUACGUCACUGCAGAUGAUGACCUGGUCACUGCAGAUGAUGACCUGGUCAGCUCAGAGCAGCUGACAGAUGAAGAGAUUGUAGCCCAAAUUCGCCAAGUGCCUAAUGCUGAGCAAGAAGAAGAACAAAAUGAAGAAGGCAACUCAGGGAUUGUCACAGAGGAGGUCACAACUUCUCAGGCGUUGGACUACAUUCAAGGGCUCAAAAACUAUUUUGAACAACAGGCCACGACUUCAGAUGAAAUGAACACACUUGUCAUAAUGGAGACACGUAUAGUGUCUAAAGCUGUCCGCCACACAGUACAGGCAAAGCUGACUAGCUUCUUUCAAAACAUUUAA